CUGGAUUGUCAGAUCUCUGUCAGAAAGCCAGCAGAGGCUUUGGAUUCACAGCUUCUGCCUUUAUUGAAAUUCAUUGUGUUGCACGAUGUGGCUUCUGGUCUUUAUCUGCACGUUGACAGUUGUUGGUGGUGUCCCUGUACAGCCGAGCCAGGAGGCCACCAGUCACGCCCCAGAUAAUGUUACUGUCACUGCUAUGCAUGGUGUGCCGAAGCCAGCAAAAACACAAGCUGGUGUCGUCCCGUUAAAUGACACCCACAAUGUGACUAGUCCUGCCCCAGGUGUAGUUGUUCCCAUGCUUAAACCACAGCAAGCCAGCGCAGAAACCUUGGAAGAGCUACAAGAGGAAUUGGUUGUCCAAGAGGGAGACAUGCUGAUUCAGGAGGACAGGAACGCCGUAAUGACCCUGUGGGCAGAAGCCACCGUGCCUUACAUCAUCAGUUAUGAGCUGGCUGAUCAAGAGUUUAACAUCCUCACCGCCUUCAGGAUGAUAUCAGAUUUUACCUGCAUUCGCUUCAUACCACGCACCACGGAGCUGAACUACCUGGAGUUCAAGAAUGGCAAAGGCUGUGCAUCCUUUGUUGGUUGCCGAGGAGGAGCCCAGGCGGUGUAUUACGCCCGCUCGUGCAGCGUGGGGAACCUUUGCCAUGAGAUCGUUCAUGCUCUGGGGCUGCAUCAUGAACACACCCGCAAGGACCGGGAUCAAUAUAUCAAUGUGCAGUGGCAGAGCAUCAUCCCUGGCAGAGAAAAGAACUUCAAGAUGAGAAGUGGAAACACUCUGAACCUGCCGUAUGACCUCGAGUCCAUAAUGCACUACGGAGAGUAUUUUUUCAGUCUAGAUGGAAGUCCAACGAUGUUGUCAAAGUACAGCGGAGUGCAGAUGGGUCAGAGAACACAUCUCAGCCACCUGGAUAUACAGAGACUGAACAAACUCUACCACUGCGACGAGCGGAUGAAAUCGAUGUAUGGAUGAAAUCAGUGAGCGGGCUCCCUCUUGGUUAACCUGCAUUUGCUGUGAUAUUUAAUAAAAUCAUAAAACCCUU
Epinephelus moara (kelp grouper) is the source of this 1040-nucleotide messenger RNA. RefSeq names its product hatching enzyme 1.2-like. The record is from RefSeq and is a predicted model, not a curated record. Bases 86 to 970 code for a protein of 294 amino acids. Gene Ontology annotation, biological process: proteolysis. Gene Ontology annotation, molecular function: metalloendopeptidase activity; zinc ion binding. Lineage: Eukaryota; Metazoa; Chordata; Actinopteri; Perciformes; Serranidae. The transcript is spliced from 12 exons.